Messenger RNA from Rosa rugosa (rugosa rose), 1942 nucleotides. Its product is annotated as F-box protein CPR1-like. The coding region runs from base 119 to 1288 and encodes 389 amino acids. The transcript has 2 exons. NCBI's taxonomy places the organism in Eukaryota, Viridiplantae, Streptophyta, Magnoliopsida, Rosales, Rosaceae. The record is from RefSeq and is a predicted model, not a curated record. Gene Ontology annotation, molecular function: protein binding.
UCUCGUUUCUAACGCUCAGUGCUUUAGCUCUCAUCGCCCGUUCCCUUUUUGUUUUCUUUCGAAUCAUUCUACAAAAAGGACAUCGUCUCACUCUCUUUGUCAUCUUCGUUUUGGUGCAAUGGCGGAAACAGAAGAGCUAUCUGAAGAUAUUAUAGUGAACAUCCUUACUCGGUUACCCGUCAAGUCCUUAAUCCGAUUCACCUCCGUUUCCAAACGCCUGCAUUCCAUUAUAUUGUCCGAUCCCAAAUUCGCCCUAUCCCAACUUAAAGCAGCUCGUCAGCAGAAAACCCUCAGCCGCAGUCGACUCCUCGUCUCCACCGAGACUCUUCCACUCGAAUCCCUACACUUGGGUGAUACGGCGUCGUUUGGAGAGCCUUCGUCCGUUAGAAAGCUCAGCUUCCCUUUCCAGCCACAACCGGGCGGUUCUGUCAAGCUGCUGGGCUCCUGCAAUGGUCUGGUAUUUGUAGCUGUUGAUAAUAAAUCCCUUUAUAUCUGGAACCCAUCGAUUGGGUUCUUGAAGCAAUUACCUGAUCCAGGUUUUCCCUUUGCUGAUAAUGUGCUACCCUAUUAUGCUGUUGGCUAUUUAUCCGCUACUGAUGACUACAAAGUUUUGGUAGCCUCCUGUGACUUUUGGUCAGGGGAGAUAGAGGUCAAGAUGUUCUCAUCAAGAACUCACAUUUGGCAGAGGAUUGAAUCCCCUUGCCGCUCCGACUUUCGACUCUUUCGUGGUCAGGGGACUCUUUCGAAUGAUGCAUUUCAUUGGCUAAGCUACCGCGACGAUGACGAGGAAGAGGAGCAUGCAAUAGUUUCUUUUGACUUGCAAGAGGAGGUGUUCCAGAGAAUGCCACUGCCUAAUUUCGACCAUGAUGGUAAGACUUACACCAGUCUUGGGGUUUGUGGAGGGUGCCUGUGUGUAUCGCGUUAUCCCAAGGGUGCUUGGGACUCUAUCGAUUUAUGGGUCAUGAGAGAAUAUGGCGUCAAUGGCUCAUGGAUUAUGCUUUUUAGCUUAAAGCUCUCUGAUCCGCCUGAGCUGCCCUCGGUUUCCAGACAAUUCUUGGGUGUGGAAAGUAGUACAUUUGCCGCGAGUUGGACUGACGAGGGGUCCGAGUUGAUAAGGAUUGAUCAUAAAGAAGACGACAAGCUUGGACGGUAUAUGCUGAAGUACCGGUACCGGAUUUCUAUGAUUGAAUAUGAAGAAAGCCUACUUUGGAUUAGUGGUUAUCAUCCGGUAGAAGAGAAAGAGCAGGUCCAGAUACUCGAAACCCAUCAGAAGGCAUCAGGAAGCUGAAAUGGAAGGAUUCUUUGCUCUUUGUAUUCAAAUAAUAGAUGGGGUUUUCAGAUGCAGGAUUGCUAGAGCAAGCUUAAUGAUGAGGAUUCUCAGAAUUUGUGUCUUUACAUUAUUUUCUUUUUAAGUAUGAAGGUAGGCACGAUGUGUGUAGCUCAAGUGAUUAAGGAAAUUUACGUAUUUUAUCGAAGCAUUCUAGUCCUCUGUUGCUUUUAUUAGGAAAUACUAAUUAAUUAUUAGAAUUAAUUUUUAUUUUUAAUAUCAUGAUAACAAGUCCGGAAAAUGGCUAGGCAAAUAUAAGAGUUUGGAUCAUGAGUUCGUGACAAUAAACAAAUGCUCGCAUAACUAGACUUUUUUUUUUUUUUUCGACCGUAAUCUUUGUUCAUGGCAAUUUAUGAAAUUCUUGUUCGUGUAGAAUUCUUAUCGUACAGUGUUUUCAUUGACCAAUCAAAGAAUGUGAAAACCCUAAUUUACGUACCAAUGUACAUUUCUCUCCAGAAGUUGAAGCCUACUAACGCAAUUUCAAUUGCGAAGAAUCACAUACCAUAAGUUGAAGCCUCCUAACCAGCUUGACCGGUUAACCCCAAUCUUGGUUAGGGGAAGUAGAACAAUCGUGGUAAAAUGUACUGAUCAAGAUUCCGAGUUAAUGAUGAUUGA